Molecule: messenger RNA, 801 nt
Organism: Clonostachys byssicola
Lineage: Eukaryota; Fungi; Ascomycota; Sordariomycetes; Hypocreales; Bionectriaceae
Source: the annotation of a GenBank genome assembly
AUGGUGGCUCCAAAACAAGCUUCCGUUUUCACUAUUCCCCUCUUGCUAGCUGCUUCUAGUACAGUUGCUGGUUUGCAGAGUUCACAUGGCAUCGUAUCCAGAUCCGAGCCUGGCAACAACGAGAUCGUUAACCUCGCAUUGCGCCUCGACAACGAAGAGCAGAUCUCCAUCGAAGCUCGGGAAGCAUCACUCACUCUAGACGCGCGAGCAAAGCUACAGAAGCAGCCCCCCAAGCCGAAAGCUGAAAAGGCGAAGACUGCCCAGCAGAAGCCUGCAAAGCUGCAGAAAAAGCCUCCGCAGAACAAUAAGCCAAAGAUCGACAUAUCAAAGAUUUCCAGCCCGAAGCUGAUUAGUAGCUCAAAUCCAGGAGUAACGAAUUUCAAGUCCGCAACUCAAUACCAUGUACCUUCAUACAAAGGACCAAAUGGUAAAACAGUAUCGGACCCAAAGGGAUGGAAAGUCUCAAAGCGAUCACGGCUUCAGAGGCGAGCAAAACUACAGAAGCAGCCCCCCAAGCCUAAGGCUGAAAAACCGAAGCCUGCACCGAAACCUGCUAAAUCGAAACCUGCAAAGCUGCAGAAAAAGCCUCCGCAGAAUAACAAGCCAAAGAUCGACAUAUCAAAAAUUUCCAGCCCGAAGCUGAUUAGUAGCACCCACCCGGCAGUGACUCAAAUCAAGUCUGCAACCCAAUAUCAUGUGCCUUCGUAUAAAGGGCCAAAUGGUAAAACCGUCUCAGAUCCAAAGGGGUGGAAGGUUUCAAAGCGGUCAAUGUUGCGGAGGCUAUCCAAGCGACGGAAGUAG